Molecule: messenger RNA, 1385 nt
Organism: Dendrobium catenatum
Lineage: Eukaryota; Viridiplantae; Streptophyta; Magnoliopsida; Asparagales; Orchidaceae
Exons: 9
Coding region: 162-1040 (292 amino acids)
Molecular function (GO): acyltransferase activity, transferring groups other than amino-acyl groups
Source: RefSeq, a predicted model, not a curated record
AAUAAGCUUAAUUGUUCUUUGGCGGGCCAGUUAAGAGCAGAGCAGCUAAGCCAAGAGGGAAGCAAAGCAUGGCGGGGAUUCUUUUAUUUUGAUGCCGGCUUGGAUUAGGGUUAGGGUAUUCUCUUCCUCUUCUACGGUUAGAUUGUAGAAUCGCCGACGGGAUGUCGAUCGUGGCGGCUCAGCCGCCCGAUCUUCUGCGGCUUUCAGCCUGGAGAAAUGGUCGGCGCCAUUUCCCAGGAAAAUUCACCUCUCCACAUGUUGGGGCUAGGAGCUUCAUUAGGGCAUCCAAUGAUUGGAAGAGGGAAUGCAAUGUUGAUAGCAAAGAUGUAUCGAUAGAAUGUGGACGUCUUGGGAUUUCUUGUGGACCAUCCGAUCUCCGGUUUGAUAGGCUGCAACCUACAGAGGAGGAGAUUAAUUGCAGGCACCGAAGGGUCUUUGGGAGAUACAUUGCUCGAGAAGCUAUGCUUGAUGAGGAGUUUUGGACUGCGGCAUGGCUGAGGGCGGAGAGUCGUUGGGAAGAUCAACCCGGGGACAGGUUUCUCCAAUUUAACAAGAGGAAAUUUGCUGAUCAGGAGUUUCAUGCAAUAAAGAGGCGAUGCACAGGGAAGUAUGCUGAGGAUUGCACCUGCGUUAUUGCGGUGAAAAAGGAAGAGUUUGGUGUAAAGCGUACAGUUUUAAGCAGCAUUGUUGGAACACUUGACUUUAGUCUCAGACAACUUUUAUGUGGACAAACAUUCCCUGGUGAGCGAUCAAAGGCCCCAUUUUCCUGUGGUAUAUUCCGAUCCGAUUUACCUAGGUAUGGCUACAUUGCAAACUUAUGUGUUGCCAAGUAUGCACGCCGUCAAGGAAUUGCGAGCAACAUGCUUUUUUUAGCUGUGGAUGCUGCGAGAUCAUCUGGCGUUCAUCAGGUAUUUGUUAAUGUCCACAAGGAUAACAUAACAGCUCAGAAGUUGUAUGAGAGGAUAGGCUUUCAGAUUUUUGAGAGGGCCACCCCUCAAACAGAGGAAGAGAAGCUGUAUUUGUUGUGUUACGAUGUAUAGAACUUUUCCUGCAACAUGGGGCUGACCGCUGUAGCCAUUUUGUGUUGGCUAGACAAGAUAAGUCCCACUUGAGGAGUUUUACUUCGGUUUGAUGACCUACUUUGGCUUCGUUUGGGACAACUUUCUUUCUAUUUCUUAAAGCAGUUUUUUAGUACAAAAUUAAAAGAAAGAGGCAAGCGAGUUUGCUUGGCAAAAAUGGUAAGACUUUUAGUUACCAUCUCUUACACGUGUAAAUUGAUUUAUCAUAGAAAUGAUUGUGCCUUCAAUGUUAGUUUGCAUACUGACCAUGAUUUACACAUGUAAAUUGAUUUCUUAUAGAAAAGAUUCUACCAUUCUUUUUGCUUA